AUGCUCCGCGAACGGCUGGCGGCUUCGCGCAGGAUUUUUAGACAAACCCCUGUUGUUUACUUCUCCCACCCUACACAGGGUGCGAACCAAUACCAUAUGACCUCGGAAGCAAGACGCAACAGGAGUGGUGCCAGCCACACGAGCGCUGGCGAAGUGGGCGGGCCAUUGCAGCGGUUUGCCGGCCUAGUAAAGACGCUGCAGUUUGCAUGGUUUGCGGGGCACGUCGUGGUCCUGCUCACGGCCUCCAUGUAUCUGCUGGGCGUGCGGGGCUCGUCGGACUUCCACCAGGUGGUCUACUCGUUGCUGUACCUCGGCGUACUGGAGUCCUUUGGGAUCAUAGUAUACCAGCAGCACUUCAACCUUGCGGGUAAGCAGGGGCGGGGCCGCAGCCUCCAGGAGUUCGUACAUGACGAGAACUUUCUCUACUGCAUGCUGGCGGCUAUGUGGCUGCUGACGCCGCGCUUUGCUGCGACAGUGCCGCCGUUCGCGAUCUUCAGCUCUUUCCACGCAUUAACCUACCUCAAGGGGGUGUUGCUGCCGGUGGUUUUCCGCGCCGAGGAGAACAACAGCUACAUGCGGCUCAUCUCGGGCUUUUUGCGCGACAACCAUGACAAGUCGCUCAGCUGGUCGUGCAACAGCGAGCUCGCAUGUUUCUUGGUGGUAUUCCUGCGCGCCCUUGCUUGUCGCCGCCGCUCGUGGAUUGUGCUGGCUCUCUACUCGCUUUUCAUCAAGGCGCGCUACGAAAAAUCGGCCAACAUGCGUGCGGUGGUACGGAAGUGGGAGGUGCGUGCGGACGGCGUAGUUUCGCAUCCACGCAUUCCCGCUCAGUUGAAACGGGCCUACGCCAAGUCCAAGAUGCAGAUCAACCGCCUCGGUUCAUUCUCUGUUUUCGCUCCUUUCCAGAAACCGUCGGUGGCCGCUGGAAAGAAGCCUAUGGGCUCUCCCGCCUCGAAGCACGAGUGA
Molecule: messenger RNA, 963 nt
Organism: Eremothecium gossypii ATCC 10895
Lineage: Eukaryota; Fungi; Ascomycota; Saccharomycetes; Saccharomycetales; Saccharomycetaceae
Gene: POM33
Product: nucleoporin POM33
Exons: 1
Coding region: 1-963 (320 amino acids)
Biological process (GO): endoplasmic reticulum tubular network organization; membrane organization
Cellular component (GO): endoplasmic reticulum; membrane
Source: RefSeq, marked provisional